AUGAACAAUAAUCAAGCCUUGCCCCAGGCUCAACCAGUACUACAGCCAGUACAACAGGAAGCACAACCACAACUGCCAGCACAGCAACCCCAGGCUCAACCAGCACCACAACAAGUUCAACAAAACAUUUUACCUCCAGUCGUAUUUGAGAAUGCACAGCUCUUACAGUUAAUACAAGCAUUAGUUAGACCACAAGAGAAUGUAGUAGAGAGAGAGAAAAGAGAGAGAGAGAGGAAAGAGAAAGCGAUCAGAGAUGCAAUCCCACAUUGUAAAUGGUCAGAGAAGACUGCAUCUAUCCACAGUUGGACAGUCAAUCUGAGACAGAUGAUGGUCAACACUGACUGUACCGAAGAGGAAUUGGCCAAUCACAUGGGUCAAUUGUUUGACGAACCAGAUCGUACAUGGUACUACUUGCUCAAUCCCAGACCUGUCACAGUACAAACUUUGUUGGAAGCCAUGAACACAAGAUUCGACAUUGCUAGCAAGAACAUAAUGUUGAGAACAGAGUUGGAGCACUUACAUCAGAAUGGAUCACCCAUUGCCAACUUCAACUCUCGAUAUGGAGAAAAGUUGCACACGUUGACAUGA
Molecule: messenger RNA, 588 nt
Organism: Acytostelium subglobosum LB1
Lineage: Eukaryota; Evosea; Eumycetozoa; Acytosteliales; Acytosteliaceae
Exons: 1
Coding region: 1-588 (195 amino acids)
Source: RefSeq, a predicted model, not a curated record